CCGCCCUCGAGUCCCCGGUGAGGACAGCUUCCGUUACAGAGUUCACAGCUCGAGUUACAGACAGACACGCUAGAUCUCUCCGCGAUACAGGAUAAUUAGCGGUUAUUAACUGUCGUUAUUAUUAACUGUUCGUUUUGUAUUUGGGACUUUGUCUAUAAAAGGACAAGACACAUUUGGAAGAAACUCCGCAGAGUUUUGUCUCUAAGCAGCUCCAACUGUCAACAGUUUUCUGGAGGAACUAAACGGGAUCUAGGAAGUGCCUCGCUUCCAGUAAAAUACAACCGAGAGAAAAGUUUUUAACCGCAGACAGACGAGACUUUUUUUUAAAAGAGUCUCGUCAUCAGAAUAGUUGAACAAGUCACCCACGUCCAUCUGGAUUAAAGCUGCUGCUGUUUGAAAAGAUCCUCUGACUCACACGAACACACAUCCCCGGUGCUCGACCGGAACGGGGCUGAAGCGGUCAUGUGUGACGGGCGUGGCGGGGUGGGGAAGUUUGUCCCGGUUUACCUGUGUCUGCGUGUUUGUUCAUGAGAUGUGGUUUGAGGCUCCACUGGGAGAUGAACCCGUGAUAAUCUCACAGAGACAUUUUACAUUCAGCCUGUAACUAUUUACUUCUGCUCAAUUCUAUUGCGUUUUACAACACGAGGAGACGCACUGACUCAAUUUGGACGACCGGUAGUUUAUACGGUGCUGCUGAUUAACUAGUCGGUCUCGGUUUCUGUCGGCUUUGAGGAGAAAAGUCGCCGUUUUAUUUAUUUUAAACCUUAUUCGUGUUUUAUGGGAUAAAUCGUGGGAAGCUGGUGUACACGGAUACGAAUACAACAUGAGCUGAGACAGUUGAACUCUUGUCGGAAAGGUUUGGUAAAUCUCCCGGUUCAACCGUGGGAUUGUAUAUUUAAUGUUCUUCAGUAUUAUCUGCUGUGUUAUAUUAUUGAUCCGUCAGUGAUUAUCAGUUAGGUAUUGAUCAAGCGUAGCGCCAUGGCUCUGUCUCAGGUGCAGUGUCUCGAUGAGCAUCACAUCAACUGGCGCGUGACCGAGUCCAAACCCGAGUUCUUCUACAGCGAGGACCAGCGGCUCGCGCUCGAGGCUCUGCUGACCGGGGGGCGAGAGGCCUUUAGCAGCUACCUCAGUGAACAUGACCUCCGACACUUCCUGUCUGAACCGGAGCUCCUGCGGCUGGCGCGCACCGUGGAGGCCUACCGGCCUGGAAGCGAGCACCUCAAGGCCGAGGCGGGAGCGGGCAGCGCGUCCCCGAAGGAGUAUGACGGGGGCAAUGGGCCACUGUCAUUACAGUACUGGCCCGACCGCUCUGAAGGUUCUAUACCCGACCUGGACCUGGGCUGGCCCGACGCCGUGUCAUACCGAGGAGUGACACGUGUCAACGUGCACACGCAGCCCCCAGCUGAUGGACAAACACACAUCAAGGAGGUGGUCCGGAAGACUAUAUCACAGGCUCAGAAGGUUAUAGCAGUAGUAAUGGAUCAGUUUAGUGACGUUGACAUCUACAAGGACCUGUUAGAUGCGGCCUAUAAGAGAAGAGUUCCUGUCUACAUCGUCAUCGACACAUCUGCUGUCUCCUGCUUCCUGGACAUGUGUUGUAGAGCCAACAUGCACCAGGGACACCUCAAGAACCUGCGUGUGCGAUGUAGUGAAGGAGUAGAAUUCUACACUCGCUCGGCUCAGAAGGUCCGAGGUUCUCUCAGUCAGAGAUACAUGCUGGUAGACGGAGACAGAGCUGUGACUGGAUCAUACAGCUUCACGUGGUCGGCGUCUCGUCUGGACCGGAACCUGAUCACGGUUCUGAGCGGUCAGGCAGUUGAGACGUUCGACAAACAGUUCCGUGACCUCUACAUGACCUCUAGGGGUGUGUCCCUCGCCAAGGUUCCGCUGGAGGAGGAGCCUAUCCCUGACCUCACCCCCAUCGCCACCCCCGCCCCGGUCUCCGCAGCCGUUGCUAGGAAACUAAUCAACCCUAAAUACGCCCUAGUUACGUCACAGACUAAAGCUAACAAUGCUAGCCCAGCUAGCUCUGCUAACGACUCUAGCAACAAGAACUCCACUACCCAAAAUCCACUGGGACGGGUUCUAAAGCCUGCCAGAGAGCCAGUGGAGGCCCCGCCCCUCCACCCAGGACUAGCCAAUCUGGAGAAGGCGUACCUGAUCCCAUACCUGCCCACCUGGCCGGAGCCAGACCCCCCCCGCGACGUGAUUGGCUUCAUCAACGUGAGAGACGCGUCCCGCCCCCAACAGGUCCACCUCCAGAGAAGUCAACAGUUUGAGACCAGCCAGGCCAUCAGGUUCAGCUCUCCCUUCAGCCUACCUGAGAAACCCCUACCUGAGACUGCUACUCUACGGAAUACACAGCACGACAAACACACGCCUGAUACACAGAACCCUGAUACGCCUGAUACACAGAACCCUGAUACACAGAACCCUGAUACCCCUGAUACACAGAACCCUGAUACACAGAACCCUGAUACGCCUGAUACACAGAACCCUGAUACACAGAACCCUGAUACGCCUGAUACACAGAACCCUGAUACGCCUGAUACACAGAACCCUAAUACACCUGACAUAAACCCCUCCGCGCCUCCAGUCCCUAAACCUCGCACCCUGCAGCUCCUCAUUAGCCCUGCCCAUUCUCACCAGUCUGGCCAACCACAGGUCAGCCUGGUCCCCAGGACUGAAAGCCAAUCAGGGACACCGCCUGCCUCCAUCAGCCAAUCGGAAACACUGAUGGAUACCAAGUCCCGCCAUGGGCAGAGAGACGAGAAAGAGGAGGAGGAGGAGUGGCUCGAGGAGGAGGAGUGGCUGGAGGAGGGGCUAGAGGGGAGGCGGGGCAGCAGUAGUCAUGAUAAUGGCAGCACCACGGCGCUAUGUGACCAGACAGCCAAUAACACGUCGUCUGACGACUUAUACUACGAGUGCAACGAAUCAGACCCCACAGAAUCCUCGCCGGUGGCCAAUGGGUUAACAGCAGAGUUGGGCCGGGUUGGCGAGGGUCAUCGUCAUGGAAAUGGAGUCAAUGUGAUGGCGAGGUUCUCCCAGAGCAUGCUGGACCUUCGGCCUCACAGCCAAUCAGACGACAGGGGAGUUCUAAUGAGCCAAUCACAGGACCGAAGGGGUCAACAGACACGCCCUCAGCCACACAGACAUAUCGGACAGUUGUUUCAGAGCUCCAGGUCGCCAGGUCGUGAUGGGCGCCAGAGGGGCAGGGCUAAAAUCGUCAUUGCCAAACCAGGAAGUGUCCACCGCUCGCCACUAGCAUCGUGCCCUGCGAUUGGAGGACAUCGCUACUUGCAGGGCCAAUCACUGCAGCCCUCCGAUACUCGCUCCAGCCGGUCUCCACGACGACACAGCCCUGUCUACAAAGGGGCGGGACUUUCCCCUGGCCACGCCUCCCCACGCCGAGCAUCCAAUCCGGCAGGAGCUAUGGGCGUGUCCUUCUCCAAACUGACCAAUCAACUACUGAGGGGGCGGUAUAUAGCCUCACAGACGAAAGCGUCGCUUGACAACAAGGAGGUCGGCUAGGAUUGACUAAUGUAUGGACCAAUGGGACGGCUAGCAGGAAGUUAGACAGACAAUGUAACUGAAUGUUGUUGUUUUUUAUGUUUGUCUGAUUGGUUGCUCUGACUUGAUCAUGUGUCUGAUUGGUUGCUCUGACUUGAUCAUGUGUCUGAUUGGUUGCUCUGACCAUAUCAUGUGUCUGAUUGGUUGCUUUGACCAGAUCAUGUGUCUGAUUGGAUUGCUCUGACUUGAUCAUGUGUCUGAUUGGAUUGCUCUGACUAGAUGAUGUGUCUGAUUGGUUGCUCUGACCAAAUCAUGUGUCUGAUUGGUUGCUCUGACUAGAUCAUGUGUCUGAUUGGUUGCUCUGACCAGAUCAUGUGUCUGAUUGGAUGCUCUGACCAGAUCAUGUGUCUGAUUGGUUGCUUUGACCAGAUCAUGUGUCUGAUUGGUUGCUCUGACUAGAUCAUGUGUCUGAUUGGUUGCUCUGACUAGAUCAUGUGUCUGAUUGGUUGCUCUGACCAGAUCAUGUGUCUGAUUGGUUGCUCUGACCAGAUCAUGUGUCUGAUUGGUUGCUCUGACUAGAUCAUGUGUCUGAUUGGUUGCUUUGACCAGAUCAUGUGUCUGAUACAACGUGAUAUCUGCAGGACCAAGACAGAUUCACUCUGAUACAACGUGAUAUCUGCAGGACCAAGACAGAUUCACUCUGAUACAACGUGAUAGCUGCAGGACCAAGACAGACUAACUCUGAUACAACGUGAUAGCUGCAGGACCAAGACAGAUUCACUCUGAUACAACGUGAUAGCUGCAGGACCAAGACAGACUAACUCUGAUACAACGUGAUAGCUGCAGGACCAAGACAGACUCACUCUGAUACAACGUGAUAGCUGCAGGACCAAGACAGACUCACUCUGAUACAACGUGAUAGAUGCAGGACCAAGACAGAUACAACGUGACUCUUUCUUUAACUAACCUUGUCUGGAUGUCUGUCUACUGUCUGUCUACUGUCUGUCUACUGUCUGUCUACUGUCUCUACUGUCUAUCUACUGUCUGUCUACUGUCUAUCUACUGUCUAUCUACUGUCUGUCUACUGUCUAUCUACUGUCUGUCUACUGUCUAUCUACUGUCUGUCUACUGUCUGUCUACUGUCUAUCUACUGUCUGUCUACUGUCUGUCUACUGUCUAUCUACUGCCUGUCUACUGUCUAUCUACUGUCUAUCUACUGUCUGUCUACUGUCUAUCUACUGUCUAUCUACUGUCUGUCUACUGUCUGUCUACUGUCUAUCUACUGUCUGUCUACUGUCUGUCUACUGUCUGUCUACUGUCUGUCUACUGUCUAUCUACUGUCUGUCUACUGUCUAUCUACUGUCUAUCUACUGUCUGUCUACUGUCUGUCUACUGUCUAUCUACUGUCUGUCUACUGUCUGUCUACUGUCUGUCUACUGUCACGUUAAUUGAAUGUUUGCCAGAAAAAUGUUUUAAUGUUGUUGUUUUUUUAACAUGGGCUUUUCCUGGCCAAUGGGGCGAUCUGGACGUAAUCUGGCCAAUGGGGUGAUCUGGACGUAAUCUGGCCAAUGGGGCGAUCUGGACGUAAUCUGGACAUUUGUUGAAACCUUAAGAUUUAAGGAUUUAUUUGAUUUUCCUCUGUUUGAGAGGGCUGUCCUCUCCAGGCCCCCGUAGUCUGACCAGCUAGGUUUACUUGGCUGGAGAGACUCUGAGUGGCCUAACGCUCACUCUGAUUGGUUACUGGGACUAUGGGGGCGUGAGUAACGUUUUGAAACGAUGGCAGAUUUUUGCCGAUGUUGGACAUGAACGUUGUUAUAACGUUAGGAGAAUGUUAUCAAUAAAGUGAUCUUGACUGAA
This is a messenger RNA of Oncorhynchus kisutch (coho salmon), 5367 nucleotides long. RefSeq names its product protein FAM83G-like. The record is from RefSeq and is a predicted model, not a curated record. The transcript has 6 exons. Gene Ontology annotation, molecular function: protein kinase binding. Gene Ontology annotation, biological process: signal transduction. NCBI's taxonomy places the organism in Eukaryota, Metazoa, Chordata, Actinopteri, Salmoniformes, Salmonidae. The coding region runs from base 979 to 3531 and encodes 850 amino acids.